CUCCUCCCAACGCCUCUUGCCCCCAAUACUGUGACCCUGGGUCAACUGCUCUCCGACCCCCUAGACCCCUCUUCCGAAUCCUUCAUCAGCACCUCAAUACGCCAAGCUCUCCAAGAGCCAUCGAUUCAGUCUCGCUAUAAGGACCUCGUCUCUUACGACGAUGAAGGCCGCUUAGUGUCAAGUCUCCAUGGACGUCCGCUCUCCCCUUCACAGGAGAAUCUGCUCGUCAUUCAAGCCGACGAGAUGAAGUACUGCUCACUUAAGCAUCCCUCGGCCUCCUUCAACGCCCUCCGCCAGGAUCCUGCUGCCCAAACCUGGUUUCGCCAGAUGCAAAACAGGCCGCUCUACUAUGUGGUCGGAGUGCAGCAACUAAAAAAUCCCACAUUUAAGCGAGCCGUUAUCAAAGAGGGCUCCGUAGCCGAGGCAUCAACGGACUCCAAGAUCCGGAUACCGAUGCAUGUCCGCCGAGAUUCCGCCAUGGACUUGGACGAACCCAGUAACGAUGGUGUGUUCGGACUCGAGGUCAGGAAGGUCAAAUGCCGCGUUGGCUCACCCGCCGAACCACAUACUCUCGACGAUAUCGACCUAUCGUGGACUUACCACAUGCUCGAUGCCGACGACGACCUCCAAUUAUCUAUAGGUCUUGGCCAUGCAUUGAGCGCGGCUGAGUUAAGAGGUCUUGCAGGUAUCGUGAGCGACGAC
Lindgomyces ingoldianus is the source of this 702-nucleotide messenger RNA. RefSeq lists its product as uncharacterized. NCBI's taxonomy places the organism in Eukaryota, Fungi, Ascomycota, Dothideomycetes, Pleosporales, Lindgomycetaceae. The transcript has a single exon. The record is from RefSeq and is a predicted model, not a curated record. The annotation marks the transcript as partial.